Messenger RNA from Acanthaster planci (crown-of-thorns starfish), 2692 nucleotides. RefSeq lists its product as uncharacterized. Lineage: Eukaryota; Metazoa; Echinodermata; Asteroidea; Valvatida; Acanthasteridae. The record is from RefSeq and is a predicted model, not a curated record.
AGCUGUCCGUAUCUGGUAACAGACAGCAAAAGGAAGGCGUCAUCUCUUCCAUUUCAUUUCACUCUCUGCAGUUUGAAAUCUCUUUAAGUCCUAAGAAAAAUAUUUUAGCAGCCCUUUCCAUCUCAAACUAUUUAUGGCGAGAACAACUGUCACCCAUAAUUUCAUCUUAUGACAUCUGUUGCUGUAAAUCUCCUAUUAAAGUCCAGGUCACAUGUGGCUACGUUACCUCUCCUUAAAUCUUUUGUCUUGCUUUUAAACUUGUGGCAAGGUGGCGUAGUGCUGAUUUUGUUGGUAGGGCUCAGCCCCUUUAACCCCCUUUUAUCCUCCCCAUUUUUCGUACAAGCAUCAUCACAUCAUACCGGGAAAAUUUCCCAAGUGAAUCAGAUCAUCGGAGUCCUUGGGCGGCCGUGAUAUACAUGUAUGAGCUAAUGACCGUCAACGGCGCUCACCCGGAAAUGCUUUGCCAGAGUCCGUGGGCGAGAUGGAGUCGCGUCGCAUUUCGGUCGUUCGUCAUUAUUUGACAACGCCAAAAAACUAAAUGAUGAAAGGAAGAAAUACGUGACGUAAAGUAACACCGCAUUGGUUCCUGGGUCUAGUCUAUAUAACGAGGCUAACAAACAGAGCAGCAGUUAGUAGGCGUUGAGUCACAGGCGGUACUGGUCACUGUCGAAAACGUGUGAAGCUGCAGUGAUCAGCAUGAAGGGAAUAAUCGGUUGCGUCCUGGCGGUGGUGAUCCUACCAACUUGGGCUCAGUACUGCUCGGAGCGGCCAGGGGGCUGUUGUCCCGGUCGAGAUGAUACAUGCACGGCCGCCAUGGCAGACACGUUCUGUUACUGUGAUGAGUUCUGUCUCCGGUCGAAGGCGCCUGAUUGCUGUCCAGAUGUCUUCAACAACUGCACGGCUCUGCCAACUAAGAAGUCUCCGCUCAGCCCAAACCCCCUCGAAGGCGGUUGUGUUUAUAAAGGCACAACUUACUUAGCUGGGCAAACGCUACGAGUCAAUUGCAACACAUGCACUUGUUUCCUAACUGCAAGCAGUUACGAGUUGCAAUGCGAGAAUGCCACUUGCCUCAUUCUGGAAGACAUUAUCUCCGCAGUCAACUCGGCAAAUAGCGGCUGGCGAGCCAGUAACUACAGUUUCUUGUGGGGUUUGACGCUCGAGGAAGGGAUUCAGCGUCGGUUAGGAACCCUGAAACCCGCACGAGACGUUGCCGCUAUGAAUGAGAUCGACAUUGAGCAUACAACAGAACUGCCGGAAAAUUUUGAUUCCCGCCAAAAGUGGCCAGACUGGAUAGAGGGCGUAAUGGACCAAGGGGAUUGUGGGAGUUCCUGGGCAGUCUCGACUAUAGCUGUUGCUUCGGACCGCCUUGCCAUUCAGUCCAUGGGUCACAUGAGGGCGCCCCUCUCCACUCAGAAUCUUCUGUCUUGCAACUCUCGCGGGCAAAGAGGUUGUGACGGCGGCCACUUGGACCGUGCCUGGAACUACAUGCGUAGAUACGGCGUGGUGACCGACCAGUGCUAUCCUUACCGAAGUGGAAUGGACGAGACUGCCAAAAUGAACAAGUACGCGUGCAUGUUGCCUCGACAUCAAACGUCACCUUGCCCAAGCGAUGACGUCACUUCCAGAAAGUAUCACGUGAGCCCUCCAUACAGGAUAUCGGGAAAGGAAGAAGACAUUAAAGAAGAAAUUUUCAGAAAUGGACCCGUGCAAGCUACGUUGCUAGUGAAGGAAGAUUUCUACUCUUAUGCCGGAGGUGUGUACAAACACUCGCAUAAAUUGGUGAAGAAACCCUCCAAAGCUAGACGGAAGGGGUACCAUUCAGUUCGAAUUCUUGGCUGGGGAAUGGACCGUACCGACCCGGAUAACCAGAUGCCAUACUGGCUUUGCGCCAAUUCCUGGGGGAGCCAGUGGGGUGAAAACGGCUAUUUCCGCAUCCUAAGAGGCCAGAACGAGUGCGAGAUUGAAUCUUUCAUCUUAGCCGUCUGGGCAGACGUCGACACGGCCAUGAUGAGGAACAUGAUGAGGAACAAUUCGAUUUUUUAGGAGAGAUGGUAACUUUGUUGCCGUAGGCAGAGAUUUGGUGCAUUGUAAAACCACGCUCGUCUCUAACAGGGAGUGGAAAAUAGCUCGGCAGUCUGUCGAGGUUACCUUUACCUCUUCUUAUAUCAACUUUAGGGUCACAUUUUGCCGUGAUAUCUUACUUCAGUACAAAAUAUACAGUCGGUUCUCUCUACAUAUAAUACCAGCUUGAAUUGGACAAGAUUCCGGUUAAGACGAUUUUUACAUCAAGGUGCAUUUAUUACGAUUUAUAACCUUCGCUGUUUAGUUUACAUGAUCUCCUCAUUAAGUGCUGUAAUUUCGUACCCUCGUCUUCCAAAAAGAACUGUGCAACUUUAUAUUAUUGGGCAUAGUGUGCGCUUCUGCUCUCUGAGAACGGGGCCGGUUGAGCACCCUUUUAUAACUGAACACAAUAGAAUUUGUAUUUGUACAGAAAGCAGCGGUGUGUUUCCGGGAUCUUUGUUUUAGUCAGGUACCAAUUAGACUAUCAAUUAAGUGGUAGUACAUUGUGCAUCGAAGUCAGUUAAAAAGAUUUGUACGUUAUGCAGGCUUGGGAGAUUUUUAAAUAUGAAAGCAUGGUUACUUGUGGGUGCAUUCAAAAUGUAAUAAACUUUGCAGUAAAUGUCCAACUAUA